AUGGCGGCCGGCGGCGCUUUCCCUGUGGUGGAUCUGGCGCCUUUCUUCACCGAGGACGACAGCGGCGGCCGCGCCCACGCCACCGAGGCCGUGCUCGAGGCGUGCCGGACGCACGGCUGCUUCAGCGUCGUCAACCAUGGGCCGAGCUCAUGGCGCGCGCUCGAGCUGUCGGCCGCGUUUUUCGCGCUGCCGGUCGACGAGAAGGUCAGGGCCCGGCAGGCCGAGGGGACCGUGGCGCCCGUCCCGGCUGGCUACGCUCCGCAGCCGGCGCACUCGGCCGACAAGCUCGAGACCAUACUGAUGUUUGAUCCGAAGCUCGGGUUCAACGAGUACCCCCCCUGA
Messenger RNA from Panicum virgatum (switchgrass), 342 nucleotides. RefSeq names its product gibberellin 20 oxidase 5-like. The record is from RefSeq and is a predicted model, not a curated record. The transcript has a single exon. The coding region runs from base 1 to 342 and encodes 113 amino acids. NCBI's taxonomy places the organism in Eukaryota, Viridiplantae, Streptophyta, Magnoliopsida, Poales, Poaceae.